GCAAGAAGGCACUACUUCCUCAUAGCCCUCACAAUCAAAACAUUAUUCGUGCGCAAUGGGUGAGUCUUCAUCCUCGAAUGGACAUUUUCUAAUCUAACGCUUGGCGCACAUUGCCGGAAAAGCUCCUCGAAAAGCGUUUGUUGCACCAUGCUUCAGCUGAACGACACGGUGGAGCCGGAUAGUCCCGGCGCUGCGAUUCUCCACCCUGCAGAAACCGAGGAGGGGGUGGAGGUUGCCUUCACGCCGCCGGAGGCCGGGCGAAGCCUCGGACACGGAGCGUCCGUGGCCUGCUGCCCCCCGUUACAAACGCUGACACCUUUUCAUGUGCACAACCCCACAGUGCAGGCGAAAGUGAAGGACUAUUUCGUGUUCAGGCCAGGUACCAUUGAACAGGCUGUGAGCGACAUCAGGACUGUGGCACUCCCUUCCGAGGAUGGAGAGGUGCUCAGUGUCUGGCUGCUAGCUGAAGUUGACCACUGGAACAAUGAGAAAGAGAGACUUGUGCUUAUAACUGACAGGUCUCUGCUGGUGUGCAAGUACGACUUCAUCAACCUGUUGUGUCAGCAGGUCAUCAGGAUCUCUCUCAACGCUGUAGACACCAUCUCAGUGGGCGAGUUUGAGUUCCCACCAAAAUCCCUAAACAAGAGAGAAGGCUAUGGGAUUCGUGUCCAGUGGGACAAACGUCCUCGGGCCUCGUUCCUUAACCGCUGGAACCCCUGGUCCACAGACAUGCCCUACGCCACUUUCACAGAGCACCCUAUGGCCCGUGCUGACGAGAAGGUGGCUUCUCUCUGCCAGUUGGACAACUUCAGGACCCAGCUGGUGCAGGCAGUGAAGAAAGCUCAUAAGGAGCACCCCAUCCCCGGUCGGGCUAACGGUGUCCUGAUCCUGGAGAGACCCCUGCUCAUCGAGACCUAUCUGGGCAUUAUGUCCUUCAUCAACAAUGAGGCCAAGUUGGGCUACUCCAUGACCCGUGGCAAGAUCGGCUUCUAAAAGCGCACGGUUUCUCCAAAUUAGAAGAGUUCAACCCAUGUGUCUGUGUCACACUGCUCUGUCUGAGGGAAGCUGUCGCUCCACAACAGUCUAAUGCACAACCUAUCAGUGUGUGUAAGUUGAGCCCAUGAGAUGUCCACACCUCCUUAAGUUGGUGUCACAGACGAGUGGUCAGCCUACUGUAGGUAAAUGAUGCGCAGCACUGCAUGGAAUGUGUACUCAUUUGUUUUUAGUCCCUCCCAGUCCCUUUCUAUCAAAGAGCUGCUCGCAGAUCUGCCAUACCUGCGCAGGCCCUCAGGAGUGAAUGUCCAUGUGACAUAAAUUGGAGAGAAAGGACAGAUUAGAUUUUGGUAGAGGAGUGCUAAGAACAGAGUUGUUAUUUCAGGGGUAAAGAUAAGCUUUGUUGGGGCUUUUUUUCUGCAGCCAAAAAGAGACAGUUAUCAUGUUUCAAUGUUUCAUAUUUGCUACAUUAAUAUGAUUUGAAAUGAAAGAUUGUAUUAUUCGGAUUAUAGGGCCAUAUGAUAGGAAUGGGAUAGCAGCUGAUGGAUUGAAUUUAAUGCUCAUGUCACAUGAUCAUCGUAAUAAACGUUACUAAUACGGAAACAGUUCCAGGAUCUGCACUGCUACACUGUAAAUGUCCGGGCUCAGAUAUGUUACUUGUGAAAAACGAACAGUUGGGGUACACUUUUCAGCAUGUUGUGACUGUCCUCUCUUAUUGGUCAAUGUUGUGCUACCCAUGCUUACAUUUGCCUAAAGUAUGCCUUUGCUCAGAGUAGGGAGCCGCUGUACCACAUGGAGAACUGCAUUAGCUACUUUAGCUGAAAAGGACUCGGAUGUUACAGAUGUUAUAUGCAACAUGGACAUGUGUUUAUGUUUGCCUUCAUGGUUCUUCAACUUACGUGUACAUUUGCACUCACCUGCACUAAACUCUGCAGAGAGAAUAAUGGAUGAGUUACACAAUUAAAUACAUGCAAACAAAGCUUUGCAUCAGUUAAUUAACCACACACUGUAUGUAUCUUGUGAAUAGGAUUUAGGUGAUUUUCUUGAGCUGCACCCUAUAAUAUGAUUGUGCUACCAAAGGUAACAGACCAUAUUUUCAUGCUCAACAAUGCCAAUGAAUAGUGUCCCAAACUUUUUCUGGUCUUAACUUGUGCUUGUUCCCUGCACGUUGAGUUUGCAUGACCGAUGUUUUUUAACUGAAUAAUAACAAAUCUGUAAAUACUAACAAGGUUUUAUUUCUCUGCAGUUACUUUGAGGCAGUUAAAACAUGAAUGACUGUAGAAAAUGAACAUUGCAUUACUAGUUCUGAAGUAUUUUAUUUAGGGAUUUUAAAGAGAGAUUAACUGAUUAUUCCAAACAUGUGGGGGGUUACUUUUUGUUCUAGAUAUUUGUAGCACAGUAGCCACAGUGGAGAAUAAUAAAGGCCUACAUGCUUGUCUGGGCCUCAGCUCUGGUUCUUGUAAAGUACAUUUACAUUUUGUUCGUACUGUCCAGGACUGCAACAAAGUGAUUAAGAUACAGCUCAAGUAGCUGUAAACUUUGUUUUAAUAAAUGGGACAGCAUACACACAAACAAUGCCUUGAAGCCAAGUAAUACGGUCCUAAUAUAUUUAGUCCUGCUUGUUGAUUUGUUGUUUGGAUUUCUACUGGCAUUUCAGUUUAGUCAUAGUGGGUCAGAGUAUUAAAUUCUACCAGUAACAAUGCAGUAUUUGCAGAUUAAAAAUAAUGUCACUUGUGAAGAAUAAAGAACUGAUUUAA
Messenger RNA from Seriola dumerili (greater amberjack), 2750 nucleotides. It is a transcript of the gene tprg1l, whose product is annotated as tumor protein p63 regulated 1 like. The transcript has 6 exons. The coding region runs from base 148 to 993 and encodes 281 amino acids. NCBI's taxonomy places the organism in Eukaryota, Metazoa, Chordata, Actinopteri, Carangiformes, Carangidae. Gene Ontology annotation, cellular component: cytoplasm. The record is from RefSeq and is a predicted model, not a curated record.